Populus nigra (black poplar) is the source of this 2178-nucleotide messenger RNA. RefSeq names its product gamma-interferon-responsive lysosomal thiol protein-like. Gene Ontology annotation, molecular function: oxidoreductase activity, acting on a sulfur group of donors, disulfide as acceptor. The record is from RefSeq and is a predicted model, not a curated record. The transcript is spliced from 5 exons. Lineage: Eukaryota; Viridiplantae; Streptophyta; Magnoliopsida; Malpighiales; Salicaceae. Bases 1366 to 2178 code for a protein of 270 amino acids.
AUGACUGGAAAAGCAGCUUAGGAGCUGGCUUCUGGGUUGCUGCAGGGCAAUUGGUAUACCAUCAAUGCAUAAGCCAUAAAGAAUGGUGCCAGGAGUAUUUCUUAUUGUGGAUUUUGGAAGAGCUUCUGAUUGCCACUCCAAUGUGGGUAUAAUUGUUUUGGUGACAACCAUUUUCUCACACUGCAAGAGGUUAGGUAUCUGAUUGUUAAUGGAAUGCCUAUAAGUUCACCAUGGUUCAUGUCUCUUUCUCACUGCAUUGGUAACUGUUGAUCAAUGGCCGUGGUGCUACUGUGUUUUCUGACUUGUAACAAAGUUUCUGAGCUCUGUCCAACGAUGUUUUUGAAAUCUGUGACUGGCUGAAGAUGACCAAGUGCUAGAACGGAAGCAACCAGCCAGCUACUAAUCAUCCUAACCAAUAUGAGAAACGGCAUGAGUUUUUUCUUGGAAUCACUCUUCUUUCACCUUACAAGUUACAGCCUUAUUCCACCCCACUCGUGUACAGCAGAGACUGGUCGUUAACAGCUCAAAGCAGGAUGAACGGCUUUUUUCUGGUCUCUAAAAUUAUCUCCCAUGGCAAAAGUUCAGAAGAACCCUCGCAUCCUCUGCCCUAAAUCGUUUCCUAACUGGGACUGACAGGAGAGUAAAUGCACUUAACUAUUAUAGCAAGCUUAUGAAGACUUGAAGGACUUCAGCUUUUCAAUCUCUAAGCUGGGUUGAAUCAUUAAGAAUGAGUUGCACAUGCCCAAAACUCAUUGGAUGAGAUCACUGUCAUGGCAUUAACGCCAGCCACUGAACGCAAAAGGGUACACACUUAAAUGUUGAUCACUUGCACGAUAUUCCACCAUGAUUUCAUCGGGUGAUUUGGUAGGCUCUUGCCAUAACUGUUAGACGAUUAGGGUGGUCAGUGGCCAAAGUUUAUGCUGGCUUUAGUCUCAUGUUAAACAGAAAGGACACAGUGUAUUUGGCUGAAGAGACGGAGAAAAAACCAUAAUAUAAAUCUAUUUUUAUACUAAUUUUAAAAUAAAUUCACAUUUUCUUAAAAUUAAAAAUAUAAAAAAGCAUGUCACUUCUAUCUCCAGUAUUUAUGUUUAAUUAACUUCAUUUCAAGCUGAUGCUUCAAUAAAUCAGGCCCAUUUGAAGUGUAUAUCAGUCUUUCAGAUGAACAUGUUCUUGAGUAGACAAACCACAUUUGAACUGUUAAAAAGGGAAAAUGUCAGAUGGGAUUCAACUACUACUCGCAGAGCAUUAAUGGUAGGGCAUUUGGUGUCACGUUAUCUGACUGGGACAAAUAUUUCUCAUCACUUGCUAGACCUAUAAAUACCCCACACCACAUUGAGUUUUCAAUGCACCAACUAUCAAAAAGAGAUGGGCUCUUCUCCAUUACUCUCUUUCCUUGUUCUCACUUCUCUGAUGUUCUUGUUCGUCACCCUUUCCCAUUCUUCACAGUACGAUGUUGCUCAAGAACCAGCGCCUCCUGUUACGUCCAGGAAAAUCUCUCGCGAUUCUGAGAAAGUCACAAUGUCUUUAUAUUAUGAAUCUCUUUGUCCAUAUUGCAGCAGUUUCAUUGUAGGUCCCCUAGCUCAGGUCCUGGAGACUGAUCUCAUGACCAUUCUCAAUCUCAGACUGGUUCCAUGGGGAAAUGCUAUUCUAGACUCCAACAAUACCAUUGAGUGUCAGCAUGGGGAAGAUGAAUGCUAUCUGAACAUCAUACAUACUUGUGCCAUCAACCUCUGGCCUGAUUUGAAGAAGCACUUCAAUUUCAUCAAGUGUAUCGAAAAGCAAUAUAAAGCUCGUGAUAGAAAUGGAGCAGAAGAAUCCUGGGAAGUAUGUUCUGGUAAAUUGAGACUGUCUACACAAUCCAUCAAGAAAUGCUAUGACAGUGGACAUGGAAAAAAGCUUGUCCUACAAAAUGGAAAGGAAACAGAUCAUCUCAGACCGCCUCACGAAUACGUGCCAUGGGUGGUUGUAGAUGAUACACCUCUCCUCGAUGACUUUGUGAAUUUCAUUCACUAUGUUUGCAAGGCAUACAAAGGCAAGUCUUUGCCCAAGACUUGCAGUUUACAUCCCAACACCUCAAUUAACAAGGACACCUCACUCCAAUCAGCCUGUCAUGCAAGUGAAGCAAGGUCAGGUGACAGUUCAGGGAAGCACCAGAUGAAGAUGGAACCCCUUGCAUGA